AUCAUUCAAAAGACAAAAAUAACACAUUUUCACGAUUAAAACCCUAAAUCAACAAAACGCAGCAGCUGCACUGAACUCACCUUGCCGGAAAACGAAGACGGAGUUCCUCGUCGGCUGCCACAAACAGUGUGAAGGGAAUCUGUAUAUCAGAGGAUUAAAUUGUAGCAGUUGGUGUUGUCAUAUUGUAAGAAAUGGUUAUGCAACUUUUUGAUGGAAGUGAUUCGGAAAAUGAUGACAUCUCAAAAAUCGAGAUAAAUGAGGAAUAUGCUCGUAGGUUUGAGCACAACAAGAGGCGAGAGGAUCUCCAUCGUUUUGAAGAAUUAAAAAAGAAGGGUGCUAUUGAUUCACCCUUGUUAUCUGAAGAUGAUGAAUCUGACUCCGAAUCAUCUGAUGAUGACUAUGAAGAAAAUUUCAAUUCGAGAAGUGAAAAGGAAUUCUUUGAUGCCUUAAUUAAGGUGAAGAAGAAAGAUCCUGUUCUAAAGCAAAAAGAUGUUAAGCUUUUUGAAUCUGAUCAUAGCAGUGAUGAAGAGAACAGUAAAUCAAAAGAUAAGAAGACCAAAAAGGCAAUGUAUUUGAAGGAUGUGAUGGCAAAGCAUUUGAUUGAGGAGGGACCAGAUUUUGGUGAUAAAGAGGAAGAAUACAAUGAAAAACAGAAAGGGAUAACAAGUAAGGGUAAGAAGGCAAUGUCUUUGAUUCAGGAGGAAGCAGGUUUUGUGAAUAAAGAUGGGAAGAAGACUUACGGUGAUGAACAAGAGGAGUUGAAAAGGGCUUUUCUGGAAGCAGUAGAAAAGGAGGGUUUGGAAGAUGGUGAAGGGGAUUUUCUCACCUUAAAGGAGAAGACAAGUGAGGAAAAAGUAGACGGUGAUGACAAGGAAUUUGAGGAGAAACUGGAUGAAUAUUUUGGUGGAGAUGCAGAAUCAAACGAAAGUUCUAGAUUUCUAAGAAACUAUUUCAGGAACAAAAUGUGGAUAGACAAGAAUGUGGAGAAUUCAAAUGUUGGAGAUGAAGAUUUGCAAGAGAUUUCAGAGGAUGAGAUGGAAAUUGAGAGGCAGGAAGAAUAUGAGCAUAGAUUUCAGGAAAAUCCGGGAGAUAGAGUGUUGGGUCAUGCUCGUAAGGUGGAGGGGUCAGUGAGGAAAAAAACAAAUUCAAGGAAAGAGCAGAGAAAGAGCAAAGAGGAGAGAAUGGCAAUAGCACAAAAGGAAAGGGAGGAGGAGUUAAAACAUUUAAAGAAUGUGAAGAAGCAGGAGAUACAGGAGAAGGUUAAAAAGAUAAUGAAGACUGCAGGGAUCGAUGAUGAUGAUAUUAUCCCUUUGUCUGUUGCAGAAUUAGAAGAGGAAUUUGAUCCAGAGGAGUAUGAUAGAAUGAUGAAGAAAGCAUUUGAUGAUAAGUAUUAUGAUGCAGAGGAUGCUGACCCUGAUUUCUGUAGCGAGGAUGAAGAAGAUCUGGAGAAGCCAGAUUUUGAAAAAGAGGAUGAAUUACUUGGGCUUCCUAAAGACUGGGAUGCAUGUGGGUCCGACGGUGGGUUUUUGGCUGCAAGAGAAAAAGCAUUGAAAGAAAAGAUCGAGAAUACUAGUGAUGAUGAUGAUCUAAUGGAAAAAGAAAAUGAAACAGAGAAAAAUCCUGAGGAAGGUAGUAGUCGGAAGAGGAAGCGUAAAACAGCACUUUUGGAGAAAGCAAGACAGGCAAUGAUGGAUGAGUACUAUAAAUUAGAUUACGAGGACACAAUUGGGGACCUGAAGACUAGAUUCAAGUAUGCCAAAACAAAGCCUAACAAAUUUGGCAUUACUGCUCCGGAGAUACUAUUGAUGGAUGACAAGGAAUUGAAUCAAUAUAUUUCCUUGAAAAAACUUGCUCCUUACCAGGAGGAGGAAUGGAAGCUUAGCAAACAAAAGAAAUACAUGCUGAAGACGAGGGCUAAGGAGCUCCUUCGUGCAGCAAGUUUGGAUAAGAAGAAAAAUAAGAAGUCAAAGGUUGAUUCUAGCAAGAAAUCGAAGGUCGAUUCUAGCAAGCCUACAAAGGUCGAGUCUAGCAAGCCUACAAAGGUCGAGUCUAGCAAGUCUACAAAGUUUGAGUCUAGCAAGUCAACUUCAGCAAACAAUGUUGUGGAGGAUGAAAAAGCAAACAAUGUUGUGGAGGAUGAAAAAGCAAACACAGAAAAAUCAAAGUCAAGGAAAGCCAAGAGAAGGGAAUCCAAGGCUGGAUAUAAGUUGCCAGAGUCGAGACUUAAAGCAUAUGGAAAAUAAGUAAAAUCAGUUACUGGUUUAACCAGUAUGGGACCAGCUAAGCAUUGAAUUCCCGUAAUCUUAUAGAAGAUUGGAACUUUGGACAUUCCAAAAGCCCCAAGUUUUUUUCGUGGAGAGAAAUUUUGUUGUGUUUAUCGUUUUCUCCAUUGAAUUCAUUAUUACUAGUGUAUGAAAUUUAUGACUAAUAGUCACAACUGUAUCUGGACCAAAAUAUGUUAGUCUUGUUUAAAAUAUUGCAUUCAGAAUUACUGAUUUAGGCUAUCACAA
Cicer arietinum (chickpea) is the source of this 2510-nucleotide messenger RNA. RefSeq lists its product as uncharacterized. The record is from RefSeq and is a predicted model, not a curated record. NCBI's taxonomy places the organism in Eukaryota, Viridiplantae, Streptophyta, Magnoliopsida, Fabales, Fabaceae. Gene Ontology annotation, cellular component: nucleolus; 90S preribosome. Gene Ontology annotation, biological process: endonucleolytic cleavage in ITS1 to separate SSU-rRNA from 5.8S rRNA and LSU-rRNA from tricistronic rRNA transcript (SSU-rRNA, 5.8S rRNA, LSU-rRNA).